Messenger RNA from Anopheles funestus (African malaria mosquito), 1939 nucleotides. It is a transcript of the gene Abi, whose product is annotated as abl interactor 2. The record is from RefSeq and is a predicted model, not a curated record. NCBI's taxonomy places the organism in Eukaryota, Metazoa, Arthropoda, Insecta, Diptera, Culicidae. Gene Ontology annotation, molecular function: SH3 domain binding. The coding region runs from base 526 to 1857 and encodes 443 amino acids. The transcript is spliced from 3 exons.
UGAUUCAAUUGUACGACCAAAAUUAUCAUUCGAUUUAAUCUGUCUAAUCCCAUACAAAAUUUUAAACAAUUGAGCAAAGAAACCCCCAAAUGAAAAAGUAAGAUAAAAGUUUUUGUAACCGUUUCAAAUAUUUUGAAGUAUUUUUAACAAAUUGAGUCGUGUUGCUAUAAACUCCUAUAAUGUGAACGUAGGAGAACUGUCAAACUAUUAUAUCACUCUGCAAAAGCGAAGAAAUAGGUAUCACGCACACUACAAUACUGCGCAUCGACGUAGUGCUUUAAUCGGGCUCAGAUGCAAUUUGCUGCUGUGGUUCGUUCUUUUCCAUUAAAAUUGAAGUGUUGUGGGAAUUAAGAUUUGGUUUUGUGCCGACAGUGCUAUUACUAUCAAAUCAACAAUAUAUCUCGUUUAUAGUCGAAACAGCUCAAGCAGUUCCGAAACGGAGAUAGGUGGACAACUGAGAAUAAUCUACACUUUAACGGAAGUAGCUGAAUACAGAAGCAUUAAUCAUACAACAACCAUUCGAACAUGGAUGACUUGAUCACACUGAUUCGAACUGAAAUUCCCGAGGGGCGUAAAAAUCUACAGGAAAGUUUUUCUAAUCUCGAACGUGUGGCAGAAUAUUGUGAGGACACCUACUAUCGCUCGGACAACAAGAAGGCUUCGCUAGAGGAGACGAAAAACUAUACAACGCAAUCAUUGGCAAGCGUGGCAUACCAAAUCAACACGUUGGCGUUCAAUUUUCUGCAGCUGAUGGAUUUGCAGGCGACGCAAAUGGCUGAAAUGGAGUCACAAAUGAAUCACAUCUCGCAAACAGUAAUGAUCCACAAGGAGAAGGUGGCAAGGCGUGAAAUCGGUGUACUCACCGCGAACAAAAUUAGUUCGCGACAGUACAAAAUAGUAGCACCACUUAAUCCGGAAAAACCUAUUAAAUACGUCCGUAAACCGAUUGACUACACGCUGUUGGAUGAUGUAGGUCAUGGUAUCGCUCUAACAAAUAAUAACCAGAAGAAACAUCGUGUGUCCAGCCAGGGCUCCAUUCAGUCGACUAUCUCGCCAAACGUAUCGGUAGGACCACCUCCAACGACCAAACCACCGACACCGCCUCAAAUGACGCGCAGUGCAGGACAUUCCGGUACGCUCAGUAAGCCUGUCAGCAAUACUGGUACGCUUGGAAAGUCGUCCCGUGAAUAUCGCACACCGCCAGUAGUCGUACCUCCUCAAGUGCCCUCGCACUACGCACCAAACUAUCCAGUGGGUCAUCCGCGUCGUACAUCUAGUGGUGGUUCGGUUGAACGUGGCCCAGGUUAUAGCGCCCUUCCUAUGCCAAUGCCACCAAGCCAAGUGGUGAUGCACCAUCCGCCUCAGAUCGGCAUGGUACACCCGAUGCAGUCCGGUCCAGUCAUGCAACAUCAAUCGACAUUCGAAGAACGCAACAGCAUGCCGCCUCCACCUUCGCCGCUGACUGUAACACAUGAUAUACCAGACCACAGUCACAUAGGCAUGCAUACUCUGAGCCGUAAUAUGCCACGUCCAGGAUCACAAUCGCCUCCUUUGCCGCCACCGCCACCGCCGGAGGAGUCGGACCACGCUGAUUUUGGUCGUCCGCGCAAUACUCAAAACAGUUUGGUAGCACCCAUCGUUCCGGACGAUCAGAACUUGCCCGGCUGGGUACCGAAGAACUAUAUUGAAAAGGUAGUAGCCAUUUAUGACUAUUAUGCCGACAAAGAUGAUGAGCUUAGCUUCCAGGAGAGCUCCGUGUUGUACGUGCUAAAGAAAAAUGAUGAUGGUUGGUGGGAAGGCGUUAUGGACGGUGUAACAGGACUUUUCCCGGGCAACUAUGUGGAACCGUGCGUUUAAGAUCAUAUUUACAUACUUGGAUAGUUUCCAUUAAUUUAGCACAUUAUUGACUUUGUUAUAAAAAUAUGAAAAAAAAUUAUAA